UCUAAACAUAGACAAUAUAUUUCGGAAGAGUCUAAACAUGGAUAUUAAUUUUAUAGUUUGAAUCAUUUUACCGUUGUAUUGUAGACAUGACACAAUUUUUGCCGUUUUUAAUAUCUAUUGAAAGAAGAAAUGACAACGGGAUAGAUGUUGAAUCAUUCGUAAACAGUGCUAGCUGUGCCAUUGCAGACAGAGCAAAAUAUAAAUUUCGGGUAGUUGGUGAAGCAAAGGUUAUUGCAAUUUUAGAGGUACAAGAUGAAUCAGUUGUAAAUGCAGUUACUUCUGAUAUUAUGAAGAUGGGUCCAUAUCCUGUGAUUUGUACACCUCUUACCCGAUUAGAAUGGUUGGCACAAUUGUAUGGCAUUCGUUCAGAGCACAUAGUACCAGCUCCAAGCAAAUUAUCUGGAAAAUUUGUCGCAUGGUUUGAAAUAUCACUGGCGAAAUAUGGUAUGACACAAGCACAAGUUGAAUUUCAAUGGACGAACUAUGCUGCUGCAAUCUUCGAACAACGCAGAAAAAAAGAAAUCGAGAUAGACAUUUUCAAAGUUCUUGGGGAAAGAAGGUUAUAUGGUUUCUCCUGUAGAGGAGCGGGUGAAGAAAACUGGGAACAUCAUCUAUCGAAACUUCCAUUGGGAGACAGAAUAUACGAGAAGAUGAAACUUGUUACAAAUAUGUAAGAAAGGCUAAAAAGUCGCAUUCUCGUCAAACUUCGCUGAACUUUUGCGUUUUUUUUAGUUUUUGAUUACAUAAUAAAGUCUGAGAUUGAUGUU
Mytilus californianus (California mussel) is the source of this 767-nucleotide messenger RNA. RefSeq lists its product as uncharacterized. NCBI's taxonomy places the organism in Eukaryota, Metazoa, Mollusca, Bivalvia, Mytilida, Mytilidae. The coding region runs from base 87 to 674 and encodes 195 amino acids. The transcript has 6 exons. The record is from RefSeq and is a predicted model, not a curated record.